AUGCCUCCCAAGAAGAAGGGUCGAGGUGGUGCACAAACCGCCGCAUCUUCCACGCCCACGCCCGCCCGAAACGAAGAUGCAAUGGACAUCGAUUCGCCUCCAAAAGACGAGGCGGGGUCCUCAAAGAAAGUACCGGACAUUGACCCAAUUGCUCAGGAAUACAAUGACAGCUGGACGGACGACCAGGUCGCAUCGCUAUUCAAGGCCGUCAUACGCUGGAAGCCGGCAGGCAUGCACAAGCACUUCCGCAUGAUUGCCAUCUCCGAGCACCUGCGGAACCACGGCUUCGAUCCCGACCAGUACAAGCAUACCCGGAUCCCCUACAUAUGGCAGAAGCUUCGAACAUACUACAACCUGGAGAUCAUUGACGAGCGGGAGAACUUCGAUGACGAUGAGCCCGAGGAUAGAUAUGUCGAGUUCUCGCUGCCACGCGCCGACUACUUCGACCUCAUGAUGCUACGUGCCCGAGCAGACCCCAGCGAAACGCCAUCGUCGCCGCCGGAACUUGACCUCGAGGGUGCUGGUCCUUCGUCUUCACCCCCACCGAAGAAGAGACCGCGCAGAGAAGCUCCGUCACGGACCAGAGGGGCUUCCCGAGAGGACACGGAAGAAGCCACAGAUGCCCCCUCGCCGGCUGGGCGCUCUACGAGGGGCUCGAGGGGUCGCACAAGGGCAGCUAGCCAAGCCAAAACUGAGAAGGCUGAGAAGGCUGAGAAGGCUGAGAAGGCUGAGAAGGCUGAGAAGGCUGAGAAGGCUGAAAAGGCUGAAAAGGCUGAAAAGGCUGAAAAGGUUGAAAAGGCCGACAAGGCCGAGACUACUGAGGAAGAAGAGGAAGAGGAAGAGGAUGGGGAGGAGGAAGGCGAGGAUGACGAUGACGAGAGCGACUCGGGUGGCGAGGACGAGAGUGAAGAAGAGAAGAGCUCGACCACAAAACCACCGAAAUCUGGAAGGGGAGGAACAAGGGGCCGAGCUCGAACUAGAGGAAGAACGAGGAGAGUUGGGAGGUAA
Clonostachys rhizophaga is the source of this 1008-nucleotide messenger RNA. Lineage: Eukaryota; Fungi; Ascomycota; Sordariomycetes; Hypocreales; Bionectriaceae. The record is from the annotation of a GenBank genome assembly.